CAAAGAGUAAGCAGUUUUCAGUUCACCCUCGCGAUGAUCAUCCCUCAGAAGCCGAACCAUCGCUCGUCCAGUCCAACAAUAAGGUAAGGUAGUCGUGGUGGAUUUUUAAAACUUGUUGGAAGCCAUACCCACAACAACAUCACAGUCUGUGCCCUCAACAAUGAGAAUACCUUCACCGUGCUAGAGCAGCCAGCUUCUGGUCCGUCCGUACUACACCUUGAAGGAUGGGGCACGCGUAAUCUGGGGUGUCGCGUGGAUGGAUUUCCUUUGCUACGAGAGAAAUACAACCCUCGAUUCCAGCACUGACGAAGGAUAAGCAAGGAGCAGGGGUGGAAAAUGCCCAGUUCUGUCUUUUCAGUCUCACCAGUAGCUCCCUGACCUGCCACCACUGCUUUGCUGGACCCUUAGCUAGGACUGCACAUUCGUAUAAACAUCUGUGGAGAAACCCUCCUGGACUCAGUUUACUUCCAACGCUUGCCCGAAACACAACGUUUUUUGAGUAGCGCACAUUAUUCUCAUCGUCAAACCAGUUGUCUCCAUUCAGCAGAAUUGGAGCAGUUUUAAAAGAACAGGAAAACCCAUUUCCUAUUUCGAGCGAUUCUAUAGAAUUCACAAGUGCCAGAGACCUUAGUACGAUUCGACACUCACUUUAAUUUUCAGUCUGCACACUCGGAAAAAUAGAAUAAUAUAAUCGUGAUAUAAUAAUACAAGGAGACAGAUUUUUUGUGGUGGAAAUCAAAUCAUAUCAGUACAAACAUUGAGAGGAUUGUAGUGCCUUGAAGAAGGGAAAAAUUGUGUGAUUACGCGUAAUAGUUUGUGAAAACUGCUACUAAAUUUACAAAUGUUCGACAUGGCCACAGUGACGACCAACCUGACGAAUCUCAACUCCCCCAUGGGUCAAGGACAGGGUGGUGGUGGGUUGCAUCCAAUCAUGACCCCGCAGUCCGGCAUAAAGUACGAGAUGCACAGCCCGUCACACUCACCAAUGUCCACACCCACUCCGAGCUCAACCCCCAACAGCACCAUUUCCAGUUCUCACGGAAAAUCGCUCUCCGGCUCAAAUGCCUCCAACAAGGAUUCCAACGAACUCUUCGGAUCCAAGUGCAAAAGGAAAAUCAAUUUUUCUCAUCUCGGAAUUCCGAAAGGACAUCAUCAACCGGCCACCGUGCAGAGGAGGAAUGCCAGGGAGAGGAAUCGUGUCAAACAGGUGAACAACGGUUUCGCCGCCCUGAAGCAACACAUCCCGUUGACCCAUCGAGCCAAGAAGAUGUCGAAAGUGGAGACACUUCGCUGUGCAGUGGAAUACAUUCGAGAUCUGAAGGAUAUGUUGGACAUUAACGGAGCCCUUCUGACCUCUCCGGGAUCGUCUCACUCUGAAUCUGAUUCUGAUCAAGGGGUUCGCGCGGCCCAGUUUGGUCAAGCCUUCGUCGAAGCGUUCUCCCAUUCUCAGCAGUUCUUCUCUGGCGAAUCGAACAAUGGGACGACGACCGUUCCUGCGGGGAGUCAUCAGUUGUCCCCGUCCUCCAGCGAGGACCCGUCGUCACCCUCCUACGCUUCUGAAGCCUCCUCCUACAUCACCUCCUCAAAUGCAAAUACGAAUGCGAAUAACAACAAUAACAUGCAAUACGACUACGAAAACUAUGAACCCGUCAGUCCCGAGGAUGAAGAGUUGCUCGAUGCCAUUUCCUGGUGGCAACAGUCGUGAUCUGAGAAGAUGAUCCUUUUUCCAGCCAUAAAGUUGUAGAUAAAUAAAAUUCCCAAUUUCGAUCCUGCAUAUGCAUCGCUCGUUGUACGCUCCACCCACUCGAUUCACUUUUCAUGGGUCCUCAUCUCUCUCCUCUCUCGUCCAUGUCCAUCACGUUUCUUGCUCAACGACAACUCCAUGAUCCUGCUAUUACAUCGUCCUGAUUGAUGGCUGAAGCAACCUAGUAAAAUUUGAUCAAAAAUGACUUUAGUUCUCAUCACUGCUCAGUAAACAACGUCUCCGUCGUCGUCGUCACACACAACCGUCGCCUGGAGGAAAAGGUCCUCCAGCUUCUGACCCUCCCUUCAUAUGUCAAAUCUCAAUCCAAACACGGGAAUUGAUUUGGCUGACAGGGAUGAAGGAAGGAAUAAGGAAAAUAAAUAAGCCAUGCCAGCCUCGAAGGGCCCACUACUUCGUACAACGAAUGGUUUGUGCAUGCACACCUGAGUCUGAAUAAAAUCCAAAACGAAAUCCUGGCUCUUUUGUACGCGGAAUGAAAAUCCCCGAGGAAUUUUCAAUAUUUCAAAUCUCAAUACACCUCCAUUACACUUGAUUACCUCAUCCAUUCACACACGGAACGUCGUAUCGUAUGUAUUGCCAUCACACAUGUGAGGAUCGGCAGUCAGCCACGCUAAUAAUGUUCAUGGAUCGAGGAAAUCUUUUCUAUUUCCGAUUUAUUAGUCGUACCUACAUAGCAGCAUUGAUUGUGAGUGCUGCUGGAUCUGAGGGUAAAGUGGAUAGGACAUUUGAGAAUUGAGAUGAAUUAUUAACUUUUCUUCCUUGCAUCACCUGCAUUUCAUACUUAUUUCCUAAAACUUUAAUGUGUGUCCAAAGAGGUUUUUCACUGAGCAGCGUUCAGGAUGUGACUUUUCUAUUUAAAUACUUGUACUCUUUAAUGUAUACGUACACAGAGUACGCAUGUUUCUACAUGUACGCAUGUAAAGUGCCUUCCUAUUUUUUAAGGAAUUUAAAAAAAUCUCCACUUUGACCUACUGUGAUUCAAUCCUCAAAUGUGAAACGAAAAAUCAAUUACAAAGUUGGUGAUACAAGAGACAAGUUCAAAUUUUAUUUUGACCAGAUAAAUACAUACAUACCAUGUUUUUCACGUUUUCCACAUUAUACAAUUUUGAAAAUGAUCCAUGACACAUUUCAAGAGUUUUUUGUUCAUUGCAAAAAAAUAUAGUUGAACAUUUUGUAUAAAAACAUGUAGAUUUUCAGUUUUUAAUUGUAGUCUCAAGUUUUAUUAUUUGUGUAUUUUGUAGAAUCACACAAUACAAAGACAGUACUCAUUUCAGUACAACUAGUCAUUAUGGUUUACUUUGUUACUGCAGCUAUACUAUUUACAUGCAUACCUAUUUAAGUAGUAUUAUUAUGACGAUUAUGUAUCUAUGUACUACUGCCAUCAUUUUCAAUUAUUUGUAACAAGAUUUUCAGAAACUUUGGUAAAAAAAAACUGCGUAUUAAUUCGAACCUGUUAUUUCUCACUGUUUAUUUGAAUUAAUUAAGAAGAGGUAAAAACGAAGAGUACAUAAACCUAUCAGCAAUACACUGUUGCAAAACAAUUCACUAAAAACAAUCUACUAAACAAAAGCCUUUAAACUUGAAUCAAAAUGUUUAUUGUAAUUAAAUAUUAAAGUAUUUUAUCGAAAGUAUGACACAUACUUUUCAUAAUAUUAAUGUGUGUAAACUGUGAAAACUACGUAAGCAGUACUGCUGUGAGCAAUAAGUUAAUACGGUACUGAGAAAUAUCACACUGUAAAAAUCAAAUGUACAUUUUAUACGCUUGUUACUAAAUGCAUUCUUAGAAGAGACAAGCAUUUGAACUGGUAAAUAAUAAAAGUUUAUUUAUAAAUGAAAAA
Molecule: messenger RNA, 3603 nt
Organism: Folsomia candida
Lineage: Eukaryota; Metazoa; Arthropoda; Collembola; Entomobryomorpha; Isotomidae
Product: achaete-scute homolog 1a
Exons: 4
Coding region: 842-1705 (287 amino acids)
Biological process (GO): regulation of transcription by RNA polymerase II; developmental process
Molecular function (GO): RNA polymerase II transcription regulatory region sequence-specific DNA binding; DNA-binding transcription factor activity, RNA polymerase II-specific; protein dimerization activity
Source: RefSeq, a predicted model, not a curated record